This is a messenger RNA of Myxocyprinus asiaticus (Chinese sucker), 2718 nucleotides long. Its product is annotated as ephrin-A3-like. Gene Ontology annotation, molecular function: ephrin receptor binding. Gene Ontology annotation, cellular component: plasma membrane. The transcript is spliced from 5 exons. NCBI's taxonomy places the organism in Eukaryota, Metazoa, Chordata, Actinopteri, Cypriniformes, Catostomidae. The record is from RefSeq and is a predicted model, not a curated record. The coding region runs from base 216 to 884 and encodes 222 amino acids. Gene Ontology annotation, biological process: axon guidance; ephrin receptor signaling pathway.
UAUGGAGUUACAUUCGGGAAUGCGCAAAGCUCUGUGACUAAAAACUCACCACACUGUGGCACGGCUUCGCGAUAUAAACGCUUUGCGACCGUCUGUCUGCUUGCUGAGUCGCAGGAAUGUUGUAAAGUACUGUUCGUUUAACGUGGGACUGGGGGACAGAAGAAGGUGAAGAGACUCAACGGGCGUCGGGUGCGCGAGAACGCGGGAAUAUUAUAAUGGCGCUCGCGGCGGUUUCCCUGUAUCUCCUCGCGCUCGUCUGGACGAACUUGCGCCCGGUCCACGGGAACAACCGGCACGCCGUGUACUGGAACAGCUCAAACAUACAUUUGCGGAGAGAAGGCUACACCGUUCAGGUCAACGUUAACGACUACCUUGACAUCUACUGUCCACAUUAUAACCAGAGCCAACGGGGGGUGCUGGAGCGUGGCGUGGCCGAGCAAUACAUUCUCUACAUGGUCAGUUACCGAGGCUACCGCACCUGCGAUCCACAGAUGGGCUUCAAACGCUGGGAGUGUAACCGACCGCACGCCCCCCAUGCACCAAUUAAAUUCUCUGAGAAAUUCCAGCGUUACAGCGCUUUCUCGCUAGGCUACGAAUUCAACGUGGGUCAUGAGUACUAUUAUAUAUCCACACCAAUCCAUCACCACGGACACAGCUGUUUAAGACUGCGGGUGUUUGUCUGCUGUUCUACAGUCUCUAAUGCAGAUGAUGACUCGAACCUAAGCCCUCCUGACUACACUGUCAGACCAAAAAUGCAUGACAUUGAUGAGUUUAACCCCGAGGUCCCCAAACUGGAGAAGAGCGUGAGUGGCAGCAGUCCGUCUGGAGACCGACUGUUAAUCACUGUGGCGACGCUCCUCCUCGCUGCUCUCCUCGUGUCCUAGCAACUGUCUCCCUCUCUUACAUUUCUGCGCCAGCAGGCCCAACACUCCAAAACUAUCGCCUUCCGUUCAAUUUGUGCGGGAGAAUAUUCAAUCAGAACAGAUUAACCAUUAGUUGAGCCCUAACACGGGAGCUAAUUGUAGACCUACCACACCCAAUCAGUGGCCUUUGUCUCCACAAUUUUGAUACACACUAAAAUGGAACUGAGGAAAAAGGACAACAUGCUUGUCAAAGCAUUGAUUUCAGAAUUUGCCUUUGUGAUAGAAUGUCUGCACUAACUCCUCAAAAAUACUGGAGGAAAACAAGGUCAGCAAGACAGUGAGGUCUCUCUACCUCCAGCUACACCCUCUCUUGGGUUAAUGAACCCAUCCAGACCGGGACAGCUUUUGUUGUGGAUACUCUGAGAUUGAUAUGAACCAAAAUGGAUUUGACAACCAUUGCAAAAUGCUCAGUCCUCAUCGUAUGGAUCUUGGUGAAGUGAUUUAAAGAUUGGUGGAGGCGUCUGAUCCUGUCUUAAAGUUAUGUUGCACCCUAUACCUUUGUGACUGCAAUGUAUGUCAGUCAUUGAUAGUGCUGCAGAGAGACAUCACAAACAUCCCUCAAAGAUCAAUAAAACUAAUUUGUCAGUCACUAAGUUCAGGUGUUAGACUUAUAAAUCGAUCACAGAAAGGCACAGCUGCUAUUUCUGCUAGUUGUUGGGCAAGCUGUAUUAAAAACACAGUUUACUUGUAGUUUCCUAGUUCCAUUCCUGAACUUGGAAAAUAGAGGCACAUUAUUGUAUAAGUCAGACCAUCACUUUUGUACGGUAUAUAUUGGAUGGCCAAAAUAGAUUGGUCUUCAUAACAGUGUCUCACAGAAGCUUGUGUGUUACAACCUAAUAAAAGGGAAUUAAGACAGACCGAAUGAUAAGUGUAGAUAGACCGUUAUUUUGUUUCUUGUAGUAUGUGUGUUAUCAUGGAAAGGUACCGUUCAGUGAUUGGUCUGUGGCUAAAGGGGGUGUGCUACUGAUUAGCAUAGUGGAAUUUUUUGUAAGAGGGGUAGAGUCGUAAACUGCAGUUCACUGUUUUAUAUUAAGGAAUUGCAGUGCAGAAUUAGUUUUUAUUGUACAACACAUAUUUAACAACUGCUCUUUGAGUAUGUAACUUUAUAUACUUAAUUUAUUGAGUUAUUUAUUGAUCAUUUGAUCCUUUUUAAAACUUUGUGAGUUUUCGUCUGCUUUCUUGAGGGAUCUUCCUUCGUCUUUACGAAUGCCAAAUUAUUUUGUUUGUUUUUUGUUUGUAUCUGUUCAUGUUCCGGCAAAUUGAGUCGCUUCAAUUCAUAGUUACACUCUAGGGAAAAGGACAUUCUUUAUGCAUUUCAUACAUUGCCAGCAAUGCUGUUAGUUGAAUUAAGUACAUCAUCUUCAUAAGGAGGGUCAUUAUUAGACAAUGUGAAGAUGUUGUAGUUUAUAUUGGUGGGUGGGGCUAGGAGGGGUAGUAGGGUGGGGUUCUUGUGGUUGGGUGUGGCUUCAAUGCUGUAAUGGAAUAAAGCAUUCCUCAUACUUCUGCAUAGUCCCCCAUGCAGACACUGUCAAGAGUGAAUGUGCUUGUAUGCGUGUUUCAUGAGUGUGCACUUUACGGGGGAUUGUAUGAAAGUAUGUGGAUGCAUUUUGGCAUUUUCAUAUUAAUUUAGAUACACAUUUGUUGUUUUUGAAUAUUCAAGCUUGCGUGAGAGUUUUGGGUGGUGAGGAUGUGGCGGGCGAUGACAAAAGCAUUUAACGUACCAGUCGUGUUUACCUUAGAAUGACUACAAACAUGUAUACGAAUCAUGAAUGACAAUUAUCAGAAUGAAACUUAA